Dothidotthia symphoricarpi CBS 119687 is the source of this 852-nucleotide messenger RNA. RefSeq lists its product as uncharacterized. The coding region runs from base 225 to 740 and encodes 171 amino acids. NCBI's taxonomy places the organism in Eukaryota, Fungi, Ascomycota, Dothideomycetes, Pleosporales, Dothidotthiaceae. The transcript has 2 exons. The record is from RefSeq and is a predicted model, not a curated record.
CAAUCUAACGGUUGUUGACAACCUCUUAACGGCCGUUUGCUCGACGCGUUUACACAAGACAAGCUCUGCGUCACCGUUGUUUGCAGACACCGCUGGUCUACAGCUCUAUUUUUCCCAAGAAUACCAUAAACACCACAACGCUCCCGCGAUUUUACAAAAGCUCAAAUCCGCAUACCUACUGAAAUUUACCUACAAACCCCAGAUAAUCAUUUACUCUCCUCCUCAUGGCGUUCAGUUUCUCACCCAGAAAGCUGAAAGGCGAAAAGACCAUGUUCGGCACAACUCUCCGCUCGCAUCUCACCGUCGCGAACUUCUUCCGCUUCCUCCUCCGCUUCUUCCAGUUCGUUAUGGGCAUAACCGUCAUCGCGCUGUAUGCGCAGGAUCUUGACAACGCGCGCAAACAAGGAAAAUACGUCGACUCCAAGUGGGUGUGGGCCGUCGUAUGCGGCACACUCGGUGCAGUCAUGGCACUUGUGGGCUUGAUGUCGUUUUGGUUCCUUGUCGUCGUCGACUUCCUUGUGUUCCUGUGCUAUCUGAUCGCCUUUGGAAUUUUCGGGCGCAUGUACAUUCCCGAGAAUGCUGAGGGGAACGGAGGGAUCACGCGCAUGAAGAACGCGGUGUGGGUGCUGCUUACGAAUGUCCUUCUGUGGCUCAUCACUUUGGUCUGGGGCGCGUUGUUGUUCUGGAAGCACAGGAAGGCACGGACUUCCCUCACUGGACGGGCAAAUAUGCACGUCUAGGUGUCCUCCUUCUUCCUUCCUUCACACGAGGGAGUGAUUUUGGCUGACACGCGUUGGUUGUAGCCUGUUGUUGUCGAUGUUGACUUCGACAUAUUCGACUGGAAGAUUUCGG